CAGUCUUCGGAGUGCGGGGCCAACCAAUUUUCGGAGUAGCGGAACGCGCGACUUUCGUCCCCUCCGAGCUCCGAGUAUCGCGAAUCGGAGCAAAAAUCUUAGAAAAGCGCAUCAGCCUGCGACGAUGACCGCGCCGAGGACGUUGUCGCCGUGAGAAAGAAGCAUAAUAGUCCAGUAAAAUUAGCUCGAAAUCGAAAUGCAAUAGCAAUGGCUGCAUUUUGGUUAUUAGUUCGGCGAGUUCGCGUGAAUGGCGAUAACGCGACGACGACGACGACCGGCGGCUACUCGUCGAGGCAAGUGCCACUGUUGUACACGUCCCCGUCCCCGCAGUUGAGCGGCGGUACGCGCACACGACGAGCUGCUGCUAUUAUAGUAUAGAGUAUACUUUAGUAGCUUUAGAUAAUACACAUCGUGUAGCAGUGUAUAUACCAGCUUCUUAUCGGCUAUUAGAGAGAGGAGUUGCGCUUAGAAACGACAUCACCGUCAGCAGCAAGCAGCAGCUUCAUCAUCAUCAUCAUCAUCAUCAUCAUCAUCAUCAUCGUCCAAAAUGUCAGACGUCGACCAGUGGAUCGAGAUCGCCAAGGAUUGCAAAUACCUGCCGGAAAACGAUCUGAAGAAACUCUGCGACCUGGUCUGCGACAUCCUCCUCGAGGAGUCGAAUAUCCAGCCUGUCUCGACCCCGGUGACCGUCUGCGGUGAUAUCCACGGUCAGUUCUAUGAUUUAGAAGAGCUUUUUCGUAAUGGAGGACCUGUGCCUGAAACAAAUUACAUAUUUAUGGGAGAUUUUGUCGACCGAGGUUAUUAUAGCUUAGAAACACUUACCCGUCUAUUAACUUUAAAAGCCAAAUGGUCAGACAGGAUAACAUUACUUCGUGGAAACCAUGAAUCAAGACAAAUCACACAUGUAUAUGGUUUCUAUGAUGAGUGUUUAAACAAAUAUGGAAAUGUGAAUGCAUGGAAAUAUUGCUGCAGGGUAUUUGAUCUGCUCACAAUCGCUGCCUUAAUCGAUGAACAAGUCCUCUGUGUACAUGGCGGUUUAUCACCAGCUAUUAGGACCUUAGAUCAAAUUAGAACAAUCGAUAGGAAACAAGAAAUCCCACACAAAGGAGCAUUCUGUGAUUUGGUUUGGUCGGAUCCAGAAGAUGUUAAGACGUGGACAGUUAGUCCUCGGGGAGCUGGCUGGCUUUUUGGAGCAAGCAUUACACACUUGUUCAUGGAGAUAAACGACCUCAAACUUAUUUGCAGAGCUCAUCAACUAGUAAAUGAAGGCUUUAGGUACAUGUUUGAUGACAAGUUGGUAACGGUGUGGUCGGCUCCCAACUAUUGUUAUCGCUGUGGAAAUGUGGCCAGCAUUCUGAAAUUCACAACGGCUGACGAGAAGAACCCGGUGCUAUUUGACGCGGUGCCAAAUUCCGAGCGAGUGAUCCCUCCCUCGAUCACCACUCCCUACUUCUUGUGAUUUAUCUCUACGCUCUGGAGAGGUGAAGGAAGACGAUGGGCCUCUGGAUCAUUGUCCAUCAGACUGCGCGGGAUGUAAAUAGUUGCUCUUUUACGUCCCGGAAUUUUAAUUUUUCUCCCGUCUGAUUAUCGUUUUCCUUUUUGAAUUGUAAAACAAGGAUGCCAGUAGCAGUGGUAUCGCUAGAAGACGGGAGAAAAGACAUAUUACCCUCUUGAACACAUCGAUGUUUUGUAGUUUUUUGAAAGAGCUUUACGAAGUUUUUAUAAGAGUAAAGGAAUGAGAAUGUGAAGGAGCGAGAACCGGUGGCUGUAGGUACAUAUUCAGCCUUUGUUUUUCUUCAGUGCGAAACACGAAGAAAAGCUCUGCGGUCUAGAUGCUUUUGUUGUUCUUUAAUAUGUACAUUCUGCGGAGCAUUCGCACGUCGGAGAGAAAUAUGAAACGAAACGCGUUCUCUUCUUUCGUCAAGCUAUGCUAAGAGCUUUUAUCGAGAUUUAAGGGGAGGCAAAAAAUUCAUCGGCAGACGUUGUCGUCCAGUCGAGGAGAUUAAUAAAGAAUUUUAUUUAAACAUUCCGAAAAGAAGGCUCUGGGUUAUGAUGAAUGCUUCUUUGCUAUGUCGAUUAUCAAUGGUGUGGAAUUCAGGUUUAGCACUAAAUGAUUAUACAAAUAGUAUCGAUAAGGUCUUCCUGAAAAUGAGAACGCGAAAGGUCCAUUUCUUUUUUGUACGAUGCGCAGAGAUAUAAGCCCAUAUGAAAAUGAUUAUUAAAUUAUUAUUAAAAGAAUGUCAAACUAUUGGCUUACCAAUAACUUUUUGUUCUUUCUCAAGAUAGAAAAUGAAAUAGGCUAUUGGAAUAAAAAUAUCUACAGAUGUGUUCUUAAUUCAGAAGUUUAUAUUGUUAUUAGUCGUAUCGGUAUGUAGAACAAAGUGAAUGACUGCUGGUACGAUAGAAUAUAUUUAGAACUGCAAGAAAAUAUUUUCUAGCAAACAACUACAAAUGUUUUGCAAGAAGUUUUGGUGAUCCAAUAUUUGUCUGGAAUGAUAGUCUCCUUUAGUACUCGCAUUAAUAAUAUAUUUAAUACUCGUUUCAUCUGGGUAGGUUCAUUCUUUCUUCAUUUUAGAAAAAUCGUGCGAGUAGUAUUCUCCGACCAAGAGAGUCUUACUCUGUGUGUUCGAUAGCUCAUAGCGGUAGCCAAAGUUCUCAGUACGUAGAUAAGUAUAUGCGUAUUUUACAUAAUUUUACCAGGUAUUUUUACGCAAAAAAAAUAUAAUCAUUGUUAAAUUACUGUGUUGCUCACACUGUGGUAUGUUUUCUUGUUUUGUUAUUAAAUUUUGAUAAAACGAAAGAAAUGAAGGAUAAAUGGUCAUUUAGGAGUAGUUUUAUCAAUGUAUAUUUACAGUCGCUGACGCAAUUUUUCCAUUUCGAACACUAAUUUUUUUUUAUCAGACAAUGCAAUAACACGUGGUAGCUAGAGUAUGCACAAUACAGAUCCUUCGUAAUGUUAACGAAGCUUAUCGUUUUUAGAAAUUAAGGUUUAAAGUCGAAAAAUUGCUUCGUCGAUAGAACAAUACCGUGUGCAAGAUUUUACAAACACAAACACGGAUUUAAGCUAUCGAAAUAUGGUUUCUUCUUUGCAUUAGAUUACACGUUAUAGACUUUAACUUGAUUUACUUAAAUAAUUUUAACUGUAUAUUCUUUGCUACCAUCAAUCAAUAUAAAAUCGUAUGUAAUGAAUGUUCCAACAGUACAAAGUGAAUAUUUUUAACGAAUGAAAUGGUGUUCAACAUUAUUGUAUUACAAGUAUAUGUUAAUUAUUAUUAUCGAUAUUUCUUUUUAAAAUGUUUUUGAAAUUUAUUUAGAUGAAUUAAAUAUUACCGUAGAUUAUUCAUAUUAUAAUAUUAUCAAUUCAGUUGAAUAGUAUAUUUUUUCAUUACAUCCAAACAAAGAGUACAUUAAAUUGAACUAAACAGUAUUGGGCAUAUUAGCUUCAACAGUUAUAGGUAUAACUUUUUCCGUUACUUCAGGACUUUCACGAGCAAUUUUAUUUAUAACUCUUUAAUAUUGACUUAAAGAUGAGGAAAUGAUUAUAAAAUUUUAUUUCUGAAAAAAUCGAUAGCAUUUUAGAAGUGUUAAACGAAUAACAUCGCUUAUUCCUACACAAACUACCUAAGGAGUCAAGAGACUUAACGAAUCAUUUUUCGGUAACUUAUCCCCGUGAUUCCUUAACGAUUCUCUGUUCCUAGCUGUACAACUAAAAAGAAAUAAUGCAUAAACAACAAGAAUAAAAAGCAGUAUAACAAUUAUAAGCAAAUGGCCGAAAUCUUGUCGUAGGCGAAAAUAAUAAUUAAAAAAAAAAAAUACUCUUUGUAGAUAGUGUGUUCUCGCUCGUAGAGGAGCAAGCGUGUUUUUUGAAAACGAGAACCGAGACCCUUAGCAAUGUGCCUCUAAAUUAGUAAGCGUUCGUGUGUAUACAUAUAUUAAAUAUAUAGCGAAGAGAAGACGAUUUAACGAUAAAUAACGCACCUCUUAUGUGUACGAUCCGACAGGCCACCAACCUAUUUGAGAAUUCAUCACGUCGGAGCGGAGGUGCGGGCAGAUGCACACAAUGAAAUAAAAAAAAAGAUUAUAUACAUAAUAUAAUAUACAUUAACCUGAAUUCCGUCACCGCUGCCGGCCGCCACAUUCUGCUCUUUACGCGAAUUAUUCACGUUCAAAAUUUUUAUCACGAGGAAUCGAUUGUCGACUUUGAGGGUUGCAAAUUUGUCGAAAAUAUUAGUGCUUUAUUUUUUAAUGUUAUUCUUUAAAUGAACGGAUGAUUUUUUAGGUUUCUCGUAAUUUAAUUUUCUCUGAUUUUAGUGUAUUUGUUAUUUUUCGAUGAAUUUGCAAUCAUUAAACGACGCGACAAUGUACUGCGUUCAUCUAGAAGAUGAAAAAACUACUUAGGAGAAUUUGAGUAAAACGUACUUUAAAUUUCGAGAAUUUAGUAACGUUUUUUUUGUCAAAAAAUUUGACAAUAUGCAUUACUUUAAGUACCUAAUUAGGCUUACAGAUUCUAUCUAUGAUUUCUAGAAUCGCAUCUUUUACUCUAAUUUUUUCGCAGGUAGAAAUAUUUGUAUAUUCGACAAUCUAUAUUUUAAUUAAUCUGUUGUUUCUGAUUGAUAAUCAAUGCUUAUUUUGGUAAUGAUUUAUUUUAAUAAGUCACAAUUAUUUCGCUUUUUCUGCCUUGGAAGUUUAAACAGCAAAAUAAUUAGUAUUAUAUAGAAUAAAAAAUUGUUUGAUUAUUAAAUACUCGAUUUAAUCAAAUGUGUACAUAUAUAUGUUCUGAAAGAAGUACCUAUUUAUUGUGCUGCUUUAUACUACUAGGAAAAAUGAAGAAUCGAUGAAAUUGUAAUUUGAUGAAUUAAAUAGACAAUUAAUUUAAAUUAUUGCUUGUUAUAUUAAGGCUUAUUUUUCUACAAGAAUAUCUUUUUAUCACCAAACAUUGUGAUGAAAAGUAAACAAUCAACGUGUCUUUGAAGUGUAUUAAAGUAUUUUUCUUUUUUAAAGAAUAUGUGAAUCUUUUAUUUGCCAUUGUAUAGCAAUAGUAGUUAAAUUAAAACAAAAUCUGCGCGUCUGCUUGAGUUCUGCUCCAAAUCAAUGCCGCAUUGGCAUAUUGCGUAAAAGUAGCUGUCAAAUCGAAUCCGCUCGAUUUACAAUAUUCGAUGUACGAGGCUGCCAAAAUCGUACGAUGAAGUCGUCUUAGGGACAAUGAAGAAGUCUGCAGGAAAAGUUUGUUGCCAACAGAACUAAUUGUUUUAUUUUCUAUAAUAAAAUUAGGAUAAUGACGUCAUGCCUUAAAUCUAAAAUCAUUGAUAGACGUAUUAUUCUACAGCUAUUUUGUACGCGAUUAUGAAUGCAAAUUCUUGGUUUUCAAUUGUUGAAGGUGUAAAAGUCAUAAAAAUAUGCAAAACAGACUUUUCCAUUGAUCCGGAUGUAUGAAGUUUCUUGCUCGCGAGUUGUUUCCUUGUCGUUUCGAAGUCUUCUCCCCGAUGCUUUCUAUACAUUGCGAAACCCCUCGAGCAGUGCCUUCGAAAAACUCAAGACGACGGUCUACUAGAAAAUAGUCUUUCGUAUCGACGGACUUGUGACAGAUGUCGAUUACGAUCAGCUACAUUGUACAGAUGAUGGAGAUGCAAAAGAAAUGUUUUAUCAAAAAAACUGUGUAUGGAAUUUAAGAUAGAAAAGUUUGGUUGAAAGUAUCUCGAUGAGAAUAUCAAAAAAUUGAAAAUUAAAAAAAAACACCGAAACGUCGUUUGUAAAAAUUUUAUUACGAUACUCCUAUGUAUAGUGAGAUUUAGGUAAUCUAAAGGUGUGAACAUUUCAUUUCUCAGAAGUACUUUGAAUACGUGUGCUAUUCUCUAUUUUGUGAAAAAUUAGAAGAGGGAAAGCAAUGAUAUGCGAACUGAAGAAAAGCAAAUACAAGCCUUAAUUCAAUAUCCAAAAAGGCCAUAAUAAGAAUCAUAUAAGAAACAUGUACACAUACGUCACUGCUUCUUAAGUGUCCCCGUAAAUAACCGUCCCGUUUUUUGAAACCUCAACGCAGAUAUAACGAAACAUUCACUAUAUACCUAUAUAUAAUAAUAUUGUGCGCGCGAGAACGUUAUAAACCUUAUAACAUGCAAAUCGCAAGUGGCCAACGGCGUAAUUUUAUCCUAUUGUUUAUAUUACACGAGUUUAUUUGUUGCAAAGAUCGAUGAUGAAAUAAAUCUAAAGAACGAUAUUAUUUUUCGUUACCUUCGUCCGUCAAACGGUCGGAGCGAUUGAAAGAACGAUUUAUUAUGAUUGAAAGCAGAAUCUAAGCAGAAAAACGUGUGAAUUAAAGCGUUGCGAUCGAAAUCUUCUAAGCUCAGAGAGAACUUUGGAGAAAGAAUUCCCUGGAUUGUGUUCAUCCCAAAUGGUUUAUAAAGCUUGCGUUAUAGCAGUGUCUUGAUUUUUAAUUGAAUAAAGACUUUUUUCACAUAAUAACACGUAGAACCUGUUUUCGAGUGGGAUAUAAGAAAGUGAAAUUAUGUGCCUUCAAGAAUUUUCACCUCAAACCAAAAAAGCCGCUGUUCGUAUAGUAGUUUAUAUAAAAACAGAAGUGAAAAUUCUUUCCGGAUUGAAAAUAAUUCACUUUGAAGUUGCAAUACCAUCAGUAUACGCAUUUAAGUAAGUCCCAGAACUCUCACUCGAAAGGUUUUGAAACGUUACGAUGUUUUCCCCUUGUAAUCAAAAAGUUUCUGUGAUACUAGAAAAUGAAAAACGUGUCUCCUUUAUUGCUACUUAAUUAAUUUGUCCGAGACUGCUAUUAGCUGAAGGUAUGUUUCUGUGAUAGUUGAAGCGAAGCAAGACGCCAAACACAUGGAAUCUUUGAAGAAACACUCUCUGACGCGAAAGAACGAGAUGAAGUAACGCUGGAGUGAAAAAAGAUAGAAAAGAAUAAGGAACUUGUGUGCUCUCGCUGUAAUAAGAGCAUUCUUAUAUCGAAAGGAUGUACGCUAUCGACGUUGCCUUAUCUACCUCUUCUAUAAGAACCUAUGUGAAUUUUACCCUUUGAUUUUUCAUUUCGCAUGUACGUUUGUGUCUUUUUAUCAUGAGCAUCGCGUGUAUCUUAGAGUUUGGUAUUUUCAAUUCAUGCAAAGGGAUCAAUUCGUACUUGUAGAAAGUGGAGUCUCAAUGAUUCGAUAGUUCAUUUCUGUAAAACUCACUCAUAUGAUUGAAGAUACCAAUUUUGCAAGAUACACAAUAAAAAACCGUUAAUUCAAACGAAAGAAACUGUCGGGAUCUUGUAACGCUUAACGCUUUAACGCUACAUAAUACGUAUGUAUAUUAUAAACAUGUUACACACAGUAUGUAUAAGUGAGGAUUCCUAGUUCUCGUCCCUUCGACAUCGACAAGGAACUCGCCGACGUUUUGCGCGAGAUUUUGACAGCCUCGAGCAUACAUAUAAGUAUAACCUAAUACGAAAAGCUAUGGCUGAACGCGUACAUAAUAAUACAUAGCGAGAAACAAAUCGAGCUUUUUCAAUUUUGCGCUAUUCGAAUGUGUUGCCAAAAAGUAUCUCUUUAUAAAUUAACUGCAGUAUGCGUGCAAAAUUCGUCGAGGAUUAAGCGAUUUUAUUUUUUUAUAUGUAUGAUACACAGAUUUUAUUUUGAUAUGAGUUAACUUUGAUAAAGUGACGAGAUAAGACAAAUUACAUAUCUGAAAUUGGAACGCAUCGAUUCGAGUGAGUUUGAUUUCGAAAUUAGAUCGAUAGGAUUUUUAUACUAUACCACACUGUGUAAAAAUUAUAAGCAAGUGAAUUAUAAUUUUAGUGAUAGGGCGUAUCAAAAUGAAAAAGCGUAUAUUCGAACAGCGCAACCAAUCGCGAACCCUGAAUAGGCAUUUCUCAAGUAUUAUAUAUAGCGUUCGUGAUUGUAGUUCUUCGACUUUCUCGCCUACGCACUUGGAAACAAAAGAUCGAAUGGAACAAGAAAAAAUUUGAAAAAAAAACGACGCCACCUUUUGUGAUUGCUUUGACUUUAAUCGACGUGUACAAGCGCUUGCGGCGAAACAGUUUUCUAUACACACACACUAUCAUGUAAUCUAUAACGAAGAUAUUUUUUCAACUAUCUCUCUCUAUCGUACAGUUUUCGCGACUUUUCCUCUUAACGACCCUCCUGUUCUUAUAUCGCUGUAACUCGACUUUGAUGAAUAAAAUUGUUCAAGUUUUCCGUAGACGAGCUCUACUCUACAUUGUAACUUUAAUUCAUUAGUAUAUUGAUAUUAUUAUACUGUACUAUAAUAAUAUUUAUAAUUGUAUUAUUUAUACUGUCUGAACGAACCACGCGUAUUAUCCAAACGUGUACAGAAAAAAAGAUACGGUGAAUCGUAGCGAGGAAAAUUUUACGGGUGAUACAAUUGUACAGGUAUAAUGUCUUAUAUAUAUCGAGUCCGGAAGACUCGAAUGAUUUUUCUCGUAUGUUUUUUUUUCUAUAUAUAUCCUUGUUUAUAUUGAUUAAUAAUUAUUAAGGCUUCGCGCAGGAGCUUGAACACUGCGUAAACGAUCCUUAAAAUAUCUCACAGAUAGACAUCAUUGUAAACGAUCAUCAUGUACCUUGAAAGUAUAGGACUUUGUUAUGUUAACGUAAUGAAACAUCUGUAAUAAAAUGCGUGAAAAAAA
Messenger RNA from Nasonia vitripennis (jewel wasp), 8635 nucleotides. It is a transcript of the gene PpV, whose product is annotated as serine/threonine-protein phosphatase 6 catalytic subunit. Gene Ontology annotation, cellular component: cytoplasm. The transcript is spliced from 8 exons. Gene Ontology annotation, biological process: G1/S transition of mitotic cell cycle; peptidyl-serine dephosphorylation. NCBI's taxonomy places the organism in Eukaryota, Metazoa, Arthropoda, Insecta, Hymenoptera, Pteromalidae. The record is from RefSeq and is a predicted model, not a curated record. Gene Ontology annotation, molecular function: protein serine/threonine phosphatase activity. The coding region runs from base 548 to 1459 and encodes 303 amino acids.